AUGUCUGAAAGUGUCGCUUCAAUAACACCAUUUGUCUGCAAAUGGUUUGGUUGUCAUUCAAAGCGCUUUAGUACUCAGGUGGAUCUUGAAUAUCACGUCUACACUGAUCACCAGGAUUUAAACAAAUUAAAAACCCUUUAUCGAGGAUUACCAAUUUAUAACUGUCCGUGGGAAGGUUGCAAAUAUCGAUUGAGGGAUAUUUCUAAAUUUAGAGAACAUUUGUUGAAGCACACCCAACAAAGGCCAUUUAAGUGCCCAUUGUGCCCAAUUUGCAAUGAUUCGCGUCAAUUUGAAACUCUUGAAGAACUAAAUCAACAUCUAAUUUUAAACCAUAAUGAUAGCGUUGUGGAUCAUUCAGGCGCAGUCGAUAAUACGAAUCAUGAAAAACUGGAAAAAGGAACUAUUGCCAAAUCCACUGAAUAUGAAGAAGAUUAUCUUAUAUGUAAAGCACUUGCUAAAAAUUAUGAUCGUGAGUCUUAUGAAAAACUCUUAGUGCAGUACGGACUUACUGAUGUCAUUGAUUUGGAUGAUUUUUUUUGA
Rhizophagus irregularis DAOM 181602=DAOM 197198 is the source of this 540-nucleotide messenger RNA. The record is from RefSeq and is a predicted model, not a curated record. NCBI's taxonomy places the organism in Eukaryota, Fungi, Glomeromycota, Glomeromycetes, Glomerales, Glomeraceae.